UAUAUAGCUUGGCAAAAAAGUAAUAUUUUUAAACAUACUGUAUAGUGAAAUUGCAUUAGUGAGAGUACUGUGAACGCGCCAGCUUUCGAUAACCGACCUAUAAUAACAUAUCGUGCUCAGUUAGUUGCUAAAGGUUUUACACAGAAGCAGGAAUAGACUAUACUGAAACUUUUUCCCCAGUGGUUUGUCACUCAACAAUAAGACUAUUCUUUGCAUUAAGUGUUAAAUAUAACCUAGAUAUAACUCACCUUGAUGUAACCACAGCUUUUUAAAUGGGCAUUUAAAUGAAGAUGUAUACAUGUGUUUACCUGAGAAUUUUGAAUGUCUUGAUAGGGAGAACAAAGUGUUAAAACUAAAGAGGGCAAUCUAUGGAUUGAAACAAUCAGCUAGGCUAGCUCGGCUUAUACCAUAGUAUAAGAGUGUAGAUGAUUGUUUUCAAUCUUUUGGAUAUAGAAAGUCAGUGUAUGAACCUUGUUUAUUUAUUAAACAACAUAAUACUACCAGAACAUAUAUAGCUUUGUUUGUAGAUGAUUUUUUUUUAUUUUUCUGAUUGUAAAAGAGAAACUGAAUGUCUUAAGACUGAACUAAAAUCUAAAUUUAAAUUAAAAGACUUGGGAGACAUUAGACAGUGCUUGGGUAUGAAGGUCAGAAGAAAAAAAGAUGAGAUUUUUGUAGACCAGGUACAAUUUGUUGAUCAUUUAUUGAGUAUUAAAUAAGUUUAAUUUGAAAAAUUGAAAACCAGUCACUACACCGAUGGAGGUAAAUUUAAAGCUUAAAAAGGGAGAAACUUGUUGUACUCAGUAUCCUUACCAGCAAUUAAUAGGAAGUUUGCAUUAUUUAUCAAUGUUAACCCGUCCUGAUAUAUUUUAUUCUGUUUGUUACCUAAGUCAGUUUAAUAAUAAUUAAAAUAAAACACAUUGGAACCAUGUAAACUGUGUUUUAAAGUACUUGCAAAAAACAAAACAUUUUGGUUUAAAAUAUGCCAAGGAUGAUUUAGAUAGCUUAGCUGAUUGGGCAUCAGAUUGUGUGGACCGCAAGUCUUAUACAGGUUUUAUGUUUAAGAUGUCUAGGUAGUGUCAUCUCAUUUGAAUGCAAAAAACAACAAUAGCUUUGUCUAGCAUAGAAGCUGAGUAUAUGGCUAUAUGUGAGGCAAGUAAAGAAGCCAUUUAUUUAAGGAACUUGUUAAUAGAAUUGAAAUGCAGAAAUGAGUCACCUAUACUAUUAUAUAAUGACAACCAGAGUACACAAUUGUUAACUAAACAUAGUUUAUUCCAUAAAAGAAGCAAGCAUAUUGAUGUUAGAUUUCAUUUUGUUAGAACAGCUGUUGAAAAUAAUUUUAUUGUAAUAGAGUACUUAAAUACAAAAGUUUAUGUCGCCAAAAACAUUAUAAUUUUGUUAAACAGUUAGGUGUCACUCCAUUGUAGAAUGAAAUUUGUUCACUUUACUGUGUUUCAAAUGAUGAGUUGUUUUUCUUUUGUCUAUAUGUCAAUUAUUUUGAUAAGGGAGUGUGAUAAAUAUGUAUGAAAAUAAUGAUUCUGUUCUAGCGACAUCUAGUUGUAUGUAAAGAAAGGACCUCUUUGUGGGUCUAUGUAUGAUCAAAUUAAACUAGUCUGCCAACGUCAACCAUUGUUUCAUUAUUAUAGCUUUUAUCCAUUAAAAUUUAUUUGCCUACUUCAAUUUCUGUCCUUUUGUCUAAUAUAAAUAUUAAUAUACAUUAUAUAGAAUUUUAGCCAGAUUUAUUCAUUUUUCAUAACAAUAUAAAAUUAUAACCAUUUAUCUACUUAUAUACUAAAUUUAUCUGAUCCUUUUCCAAAUUCCACUCCAAUUUCUAAUAUAAUAACGCACUUCCUAACUUUUUUGCAUGGCUGACGCUCAAACCGUGCAGACCAAGAAAGGAAAAAAAAAAAGAAAAAAAAGACGGGUUCUCGAAAUUCGAAUUCAAAUUGCAUUUCGUAACGAAGAUCCCAGCCACAUCACAUAUUUGAUUUCAUAAAAUCUACCUACAUUUAAAUAAUAGUUUUAAAAAUGGCCUGCUUAAAAAAACAAAACCAGGAAUUACUUGAGCAGAACUAUAAAUUGGCCCAGCAAGUGCAGAAACUGAAGAUUGUUGCUGGAAAAAAAGAAAAGCAGUUAUUCGAGCUAAGAAAAGAGACUCAUGACUUAAGGAUUCAAAUAAGCAUACUAAGGAAUAAAGGUAGUGACUGUGCACAAAGACUAGGAACUGCUUUGCAAAUAUUUUCCAAAACAGCAUUAACGCAUCUAUUGCAAGGAUCGAAUGCUGUUGCAAGUAUAAUUGAGUGUAUGGAAAACUAUAUGAUAGAGAGAGAAGAGAUAGAAAUGUCUUCAGUCCAGUCUCUAAUAGACAGCACUCCAAAUACUGAGAGAAAUUAUAAUCAUAAUAAGCAUGUAGCCUCUUGUAUGUAUCACAAGGAACAAGUUAGACCCUCGUCAAGGCGGGUAUUACAAGAAGGAAACAAACCGCUUACAAUGAUAGAUGAGGAUAUUACUCCUCAUCAAAACACUAAUGUGGAAGACAUGGGAUUAGAGGAAAAAAAUGGUGGGUCCUCAGUAGAAGAGGAUGGUGCAAACGCACCGAGAGAUGAGAGAAGUGAAGAAUUAAGCAUUCUUCUAGAAGAAUUAAGCAUUUUUCUAGAAGAAUCUGAAGAAAUCAGAACACCAUCAAUACUGGAUCUGCUAACGAAAAGUCCUAUGCUACUUGAGUCUCCCCGUUUCGAUGACGGUUCACCCUGGAGCAAUAAUAAGCGAUCCCGAGACGAGUCAUCCUGGGAAAAACCGGGUCCAUCUCGAAAUGAAAAAGAAAAAGCAAACUCAUCGCUAGAAAACGAUUGCGUGGCUGAAGUUUUACCUCACUUGCCAUCGCAGGAAAUUGAAGAGGGAAAUUCACAUAAACCACUAUUGAAAUAUAGAUGUCAGAAAAGUGAUUCUCAAACCAGUGAAGAUAGGCCCGAGUUUGAUGCGUCCAACGAAUGUACUUGUGCAGUAAAUAUUUGCCGCCAUAGAAAAAGGCGCACUAUUGAGGAUAAUAAUAGUACGGAUACUGUCCACGAAUAUGGCGAGGAAGAACCGGAUACAAGGACAAGGCGGGCGCGAAAACCCGUUAAUUAUAAGGAAGAUUUAAAAUGUAAACUUCGAAGGUGAACAAAAAGGAUGAACAGAUACUUUACGUUGUAGUGACUGAUCAACUCAGCGUGACAGCGUCAAGUGUUGCUUGGUGAGGGUUUCAUGUGAGGGGACCGGAUAGAACAUUCGUAGUCCUUCAAGGAUUUAAAAAUAAUUAAUGAGGAACUCAAUUGCACUUGGAAACACACUGAUUACGCGUCAAAAUACUAACUAUCUCAUUUAAUCACUUGUCUUCACUAUUGGCACUUUUUUUUCUUGAUCUAUAUCUCGACCACCCUUCGGCCCGCUUAUAUAUAAAUUAUACAUACAUAAUAUAUCCCUGGUAACAAUCGAGAACUUUCUGGACAGGAGUAGUAAUAGGAGGUGAAACACAAAUCCUUAUUGCACUACACUAUAAUGAAAACGAAGAACGUUCUAGAAUGUUCGUGCUCUUUAUCCCUAUCGCACAUUAUACUCCGUCCUUGUCGUCGGACAAGGUCUAAAAUGGGGAGUCUAGUUUCGAGAAGUUUCUGAUAUUCUCUCUCUCAUACCUAGAAAUGAUACACUAGAAUUUCCCUUCACCAAAGCGAUUUAACCAGUCCUAAAACGCCUGAGGAAACGAGGGAAACAACGAAACAGUCAUAAACGUCUUCUUACGAACACGGGUUGAAUUAAAUGAUUAAUUACGCACUCGAAUAAAUAUUUAUAUCUAUGUACUUCUUAAAUGCGUAGUCGAUUUAAGCCUUCGGCUUAAAGUGAACUCUUUGUUCAGUGUUAAAUGACGCAACGAUGUGCGCUCCUAAAAGUGAGUUGACUCACCGACACAUAAUUAUUGUAAGUUGUGCGCUGUGUUACAAAUUAACAUUUAAACCCUGUUUAAUAAUUGGUUUAAUGUCAAUGACAAUGACAACAAUAAUAAAUAAGUUCCCGUGCACUGUAGAGCAAAUGUCUUCAAUCAUGUCUGUAUUGUAGUGAACAACUCUUAAAUUUUGAGUUAUAAAGACUGAUUCUACUUAUUUUGUACUCUUCACUUAUUGUAAAAUAACAAAUUACUAUUUUACUAAAUUAUAACAAUACGUAAUAUACAACUCCGAAGUUUUGUUAUGGCGUAAUUUUUUUCGGAAUUACUUCAAUUUAUAUAUAUAGAUAUCAAAUUAUAAUAAAAAUAUAUUAUAUAUAUCAAACAGAAAUGUAUAUGUUUUGGUUACGGAAUAAAAGAACUUCUAAAAGUUAAA
Pieris napi is the source of this 4355-nucleotide messenger RNA. RefSeq lists its product as uncharacterized. Lineage: Eukaryota; Metazoa; Arthropoda; Insecta; Lepidoptera; Pieridae. The record is from RefSeq and is a predicted model, not a curated record. The coding region runs from base 2026 to 3159 and encodes 377 amino acids. The transcript is spliced from 10 exons.